GAUGGACCCCAUCGAGGGGAGGGGCUUUCAUUUUUCACGAUGUUCACGGUCUUCUCUCAGCAGCGUCUUGUGUUCUCUGGGACACCUCCUAGAAUGGAAAAAAUAGGGAAAGUUUUAGAGUUCCAGUAGGGAUCGUCGAGGAGGAGGAGGAGCGGCGAUGGCGAUGGCGCUAGAGUGCCGAUCCCUGCUCUAGAAGAAGGUGCUGGCGCCGGCGCCGCCGCCGUAAUAUCGCCUGGAUCGAUCGCCGAGGAAGAAAUCGGGGCUUGUUUCUCCGCCGGGGCAUCGAAUUCCACCGCGAUCGCCGAUAUUUCACGAGGUUUGGGAUCUAGAUUAGUGUUCUAGCAGCAAUGCUCGAUGCUACUCAUCUGGAUGCUUGCUAAUUUUGGAGUCGAUUCGUGAGUUUUGGUUUCGGCAUAGAUAUUUCGACAACUAGGAAUUGCCUGGAGCGAGGUUUUCUCUUUUGUUUGCUUCUUGCUUCUUUUCUUGUUUGAGCAUGCUAGAUGGCCCCAGAAGAUGGGAGCCUUUGCAUGGUCGAUAGGGGAGUGUCUCUAGACUCUUCUGGGGGGCACUGGGUUGCGGCUGCUACAGCCGGAGACGAGAGAGACGUUUUCAUCUCUUGGUUAAAGGGUGAAUUCGCGGCAGCAAAUGCCAUCAUCGACGCACUUUGCCAGCAUCUCCAACAGGUUGUGGGUCGUCCCGGGGAAUACGACUUCGUACUUGGGAGCGUUCACCAGCGACGGUACAACUGGAAUCCCGUUCUUCAUAUGCAGCAGUACUAUUCCAUUGCGGACGUCCUCUUCUCGUUGCAGCAGGUUGCUUUUAGAAAGCAGGCUCCAGUGGCCAGUGGUGGUGAUUCUCCCGUACAGGUUGAGGGGAACCCCUCGAUCAGGUCCGGUUUAAAGAGCAACAAGGUUGAUGCCGAGAUAGAAAGUAAAAGGAGUGACAGUCCUCUCGCUGACGAGGCGUCGAUUGCUUCGGAUACAACUUCUAGCGUUGAAGAACUCAAAACAGAAUUGCCUUCGUCGAACAUCUCGACUGCAAAACGUUCAGCUAUUGCAGAUGCAAAGAAGACGUCAUCUGUAGCCGACGAAAGUGCGGAAAAGUCCAUGAGCGGAUUUGAAGAGAUUGACGGCCAAAAGGUAAAUGUGCUAGAGGGGCUUAAAGUUCACGAAGGCAUUUUUGAUACCAAAGAAGCCUCGCGGCUAGCGGCUCUGGUUAGCGAGUCUCAUGCUGCAAAAAAGAAAAACAAAAUUGAAGCGGGCGGUAAGCGAUCUUCAAAAGCGAAGGGAAAAGAAGUAAUUCAUUUCGGCACUAUACCGUCUGAAAUCUCGUCGCCCGUUACAGAAGAGACGGCUGAACCGAUGCCCGCAUUUUUGGAAUCAAUAAUUGAUCGCCUAGUAAAGUGUCAGGUCGUUCCUGCAAGCAAACGACCGGAUUCAUGUAGUAUAAGUGUUUUGGAGCCGGGAGACUACAUGCCUCCGCACAAGCACAACAAUUUUGAGCAACCUCUGUUUAUUCUUUCCCUGGGAUCGCAGUCCGAGCUAGCAUUCGGUCGCAACUUGAAAGCGAACAGCAGCAGCACGGAUGAGAAAUACAAAGUUGGCCUUCCUGCGGGGUCAGUACUAGUGCUCGAAGGCAACAGCGCACAAAUGGUACAGUGCGCAGUGCAGCCUCUGCAAAGCACACGGAUGCUGGUCACCUUUGGUAAAAUGGCCAACAAAAGCUUGAAAGCGAUCAUCGGGAGCCCAACGUCACCAAGCGGCUCGCCAGUAUCUCCCACGGUAGCUCCGGAUGCUUCUUUCGGCAACAACAAGCCGGGACACAACUUUGUCCACGUUCUAGCACCGGCAAGAGGCUUCCAGUCGUCACGAACGCAGCAGGGAGUCCCGGCUCCAAUGGUAGUCCCGGUCAGAACAGCACCAGGACAGGUUCUCCAGGCACAGCAACCAGUGAUCAUCGCCAGCGUCGGCCCGUUUUCUCCAGUGACUAUGGUCGGCCCGGGAUGGUCGACUCCUCCCCCUCCGGGGAUCACGCGAGUUCCCAGCCCGGGAACUGGAGUUUUUCUUCCUGCCAGCAACGGUGCCGUGCUCUACAACUCGUCGCAUCGCUCCAGGUCCGCGGCGCACCACUUUGACGCUGCUUCCGAUGGCCACCACCACCGGAAAGCUAUUGCGGCCUGAAGAAGAAAAAGAAAGUUUUGGAUCACUGUUGAGACUAUGAAAAAAGCAUCAACAUCAACAUCGUCCGGGGCGAUCGAUCGAUCGUUUUGGUUGUGGCGUUCUUCUCUCCAGCAGCAAAACAGAUUCUUCAUUCCCUGAUCUUUUGUUCUUGAGCUGGGAUAACUUCUCAAGAAAACAAUGCUUUUCCUUUUCUCUCAUUCUUUCUAGGUUCCACUCCAACACGAGGAUCUUGCUUAGAGAUUAGCACAACGUCGAUGUUAGCAGCAACGCAUCGCGUCGUCGCAGUGGAAGAUAUUUUAACGACAAUUUUGUUAGCAAGAA
This is a messenger RNA of Selaginella moellendorffii, 2501 nucleotides long. RefSeq lists its product as uncharacterized. Lineage: Eukaryota; Viridiplantae; Streptophyta; Lycopodiopsida; Selaginellales; Selaginellaceae. Gene Ontology annotation, molecular function: mRNA binding; demethylase activity. The record is from RefSeq and is a predicted model, not a curated record. Gene Ontology annotation, biological process: mRNA catabolic process. The coding region runs from base 501 to 2180 and encodes 559 amino acids. The transcript has 7 exons.